This is a messenger RNA of Drosophila virilis, 1500 nucleotides long. RefSeq lists its product as uncharacterized. Lineage: Eukaryota; Metazoa; Arthropoda; Insecta; Diptera; Drosophilidae. The record is from RefSeq and is a predicted model, not a curated record.
AUGAACCCAUUACCAGGUCAGUUUUUUGCCCGCUCACUGGACCGUAUACUGGUAGAGGAUCUGAACAUACCGCAUGUCACCUGGGGUCUGCAAAACAACGUUACCCUGAGCGGCAUAUUGACCGUCCAGAGUCUGGUCUUUGUUACCAUCUACAACUUGCCGCCAGAGCAAGAACCCAUGCUGGAUGUGGUCGACCAAACGUUGGAUGGUCGUCAUGAGCUACGCGUUCUCUUCAUCCUCAAAACACGAGAAAUGUCGGCACCUUUAAUAGAGCAGAUAUAUGCAUUAUUUGUUUGGUGCUGGCAGCGGAACUUUAUCAAUGUUGCCUUGACCUAUCAGCGAAUCACAUUUAUCAAUGGAAGCUAUAAUGUGCAUGAUGAGCUCUUCAGCUAUACGCCCUUCCCCAAACUGAGGGUACUUAAUGUGACCGGCCUUGGCGUUACCUUUAACUGGGAAGCCCUUGAUGUCAGCAAUGUAAAAGGCUAUGAGUUUCGGGUGCCCGUCUUUCAGGAUGUGGUUCAAGCUUAUGUGCUGCCCAAUGGACAACUGUACGGAACUCUCGGUUUGAUGCUUAGCAACUACAUAAUUCAUAUUAAUGGGCGAUUGCGUGUGGAGGAAACACCUCAUGUUAACGAGGGCAACUACCACUCUUACACGCUGAUGUUGGCGUCACGUGGCGUUAUCGAUAUUGGUGUGCAUGGAUAUUCGCAGAUGACACUCAGUUCGGAGCAGGCAGAGGGCGGUUUACUAACCUCAAACACGAAAACCUGCCUCAUGGUGCCCUGGCAGAAGGAGCAGCCUCUUAACAGACUCAUACGCUUCAGUUUCCGUUACAAUGGAAUACUAUUUCUGACUGCUUUCAUACUAUGGAAUGUGAGGAUGGGAUAUCUAUCGGCGGCUCUAAGCGUCAAGCUCCCACCGCCUCAGAUAAAUAAUCUUGAAGAUUUCCUGCGAUCACCAUUGCGGAUCAUGGUCACUGAAAGUGAAGUUGCAAUGUACUUCACACGCGAAUUACUGCCGGCAGCUUUGCAGCCGCGUUUGCUAGUGGUCAACGCGUCCACUUUGUUGGAGCACCGGAGUAGCCUUAAUACCAGCUACGCCUACUGCAUCACUUCUCGACGUUGGGAGCUUGUUCGGUUUCAGCAGGCGAGACUGCGUCAUCCGCUAUUUCGCCGCCUCGAUGCAAAUCUCUGCACAUCGACUUAUUUUAGAAAGAUUCCCCUGCAACGGAACUCGCCAUUUAGUGAAAAUUUGGCGCAGUUUUAUAUUGCAUCCCUUUACACUGGCUUCUACUGGAAAUGGGAGCAAUUGAGUAUUAUGGAGGCAGUGAAUCUGGGUUUACUUAAGAUCUAUCAAGAUGUGGAGCUGUCAUAUGCAAGCUUGAAUCUGAAAAGUAUUGAAGUGCUUCUAAAGAUCUCGGCCCUGGACAAAGUUCGUGUUCGAGGCACGCCCGCUGACAUUCUCAACUAUUGGCCCCAACGCAGCUGCUCGCGUAACUAG